This is a messenger RNA of Blastocystis hominis, 627 nucleotides long. RefSeq lists its product as hypothetical. The record is from RefSeq and is a predicted model, not a curated record. The transcript is spliced from 2 exons. Gene Ontology annotation, biological process: pyrimidine nucleotide-sugar transmembrane transport. Lineage: Eukaryota; Bigyra; Opalinata; Blastocystidae. Gene Ontology annotation, cellular component: Golgi membrane. Gene Ontology annotation, molecular function: pyrimidine nucleotide-sugar transmembrane transporter activity. The coding region runs from base 173 to 442 and encodes 89 amino acids.
GAUUUGAAAUCAUUAGAGAUGAGUAGUAUUUUAUUCAGGACCUUUCUUAUCGUCUCAUCUUUGACUACUCAUUCGAUUCGAGGUAUUCUUACAGAAGUACUUUAUUUUUGUGAAAUCGAAUGAUUCCUAGUUGUCAAAAAACAGUAGUGGUGGUUAUGACUAUUCUCCGGUGAUGGCAACAAUGCUCGGUGAAAUUCUGAAGUUGGCGAUAUCGUUUGCCAUUUUCAAAUAUCAAACGUGGAAAGACCCCUCGAUUCGUAAGUCGUUUUCUGUAAAGGAGAUUUUUUUGUGGUCGAUUCCGGCUUUGCUUUAUGCAAUCGGACAUAAUGUGUACUAUUACAUUUUAUCGAUAAUUGACACUCCAAUUACGGUUCAAGUGUUUGGUUCCUUAGAAACGGUGAUCGUGGGAGUUUUCUCUGUAGUGGUGUUGAAGAAAAAGUAGCUGCUCGUCUACUCUCACAAUUCAGACUCACCGGUAUUCAUUGGGCAGCCAUGCUCCUCAUCUGCGAUUCCGUCGCUUCCAUCCAGCUUUCGAAGUCCGCCGAUUCCUCCUUCUCCGACUUCCCUGUCUACCCAGCGCUGCUGACGAUCAUGAACAGCGCGCUGGUCGCGUGCGCGGGCGUAACG